Nicotiana attenuata is the source of this 1092-nucleotide messenger RNA. Its product is annotated as CASP-like protein 5B2. Gene Ontology annotation, cellular component: membrane. The record is from RefSeq and is a predicted model, not a curated record. Bases 272 to 736 code for a protein of 154 amino acids. The transcript is spliced from 3 exons. Lineage: Eukaryota; Viridiplantae; Streptophyta; Magnoliopsida; Solanales; Solanaceae.
GAAAACACAGCAUGAAGUGUACUUUUUUAAUUGCCUUAUUAUUCAGCUCAACGGUUAACUUGGAUUUACAGUUUGGAUGAUUUGGUUUCUCAUCUUCUUCUUGUCAAAUCUAACAUAGAUGCAAAGAUCAAAAUCUAUCAAUUUGGUCACUGAGAUGGGAAAUACUACAGGAAUCUAAGGAUCUUGAAAGGGCCCUUUUAGUUUUUUUGGGGGAAAAAAGGGCCCUUUUUUGGAGCAUAAAAGGUGUCAAAUUUGCAAAUUUUUUUAGAGGAUGAAAGAGCUGGUGGGUAGUCCAGGAAGUGUGAGUGGAUUGUUUUUGAGACUUGGCCAAUGUUUGUUUGCAGUUGGGUCAAUUGUGUUCAUGGUUUCUGCUUCUGGGUUCUCUAAUUACACUGCUUUUUGCUAUUUGAUUGCAUCAAUGGGGCUUCAAGUAUUGUGGAGUUUUGGACUUGCGUGUCUUGAUGUGUAUGCUUUGAGGAUAAAACAGGAUCUUCAUAAUCCAGUCUUAGUGAGCCUUUUUGUUGUUGGAGACUGGGUGACAGCAACCCUAUCACUUGCAGCUGCAUGCUCGUCAGCAGGGAUUGCUGUUUUGUAUUCAAAGGAUUUAAACUUCUGCAGCAGUUCAUCGCAUCUUCCAUGUGGCAGAUUCGAGCUCUCUGUUGUCUUGGCAUUCAUAACCUGGUUUCUUAUAGCCAUUUCUUCCCAUGUGAUGUUUUGGAUCCUGGCCACAGUUUAACAUUUUAAGCAUUGGUUGCCCUCACAAGAUUAUUCCAGUCACGACCUUCAAGGACCGGUCUCUUGUAAAUCUAGUUUCACAAUCUUGUCACUGUAUCUUCCUUAUCGGUCGUACUGGAAAUUCUUCUGAACUGGUUGAUUGCUUGGAAAACCUGCCACUUAAACAGUUGAACUCGUUCGAGUGUAAAUUAUAACGUCUGAAUUGUAGUUUUUACUUACUGCAAUUCAAUUGUAUUCAGGUCUGGUGGGAGUCUUGAUAGUUUCAGUUUAGCCAUACAUGACCUGGACAUUUGAAAAUCAGAAGUUGAAUGCCAUUGGACACUGUGGAAAAGCACAUUUCUUUCUUUUAUAUGUUCA